Pestalotiopsis fici W106-1 is the source of this 1137-nucleotide messenger RNA. RefSeq lists its product as uncharacterized. Bases 1 to 1137 code for a protein of 378 amino acids. Gene Ontology annotation, cellular component: fungal-type vacuole; plasma membrane. The record is from RefSeq and is a predicted model, not a curated record. The transcript is spliced from 3 exons. Lineage: Eukaryota; Fungi; Ascomycota; Sordariomycetes; Amphisphaeriales; Sporocadaceae.
AUGGCCAGCACAGGCGGAGAUUGCAGCAGAAACGACUGCUUAUACACCAUUCUCCAAUAUUCACCUUCGCUGGUCGGCAACGCCGUCCUGCUAGCCCUUUUCGCUAUUCUUAUUCCCAUUUCCUGCCUAUUGGGGUUUCGGUAUCACAGUAUCGUCUUCUCCACGACCAUAGUCACUGGACUACUCCUCGAGAUCAUCGGCUACAUCGGCCGUGUUUUGCUUUCACUGAGAGACAAUGGGACCAGAGCCGACUAUGCUCUGUCACAGCUCGGCACGGUUUUGGCACCCACGACCAUCUCAUUGGCCAUUUUUCGACUGAUGCCGCCAAUCGUGGCAGCGUAUGGUGAACAAUACCGACCGUGGAGGCCGACUUGGCACAAUGUGGUAUUUUAUGCUUUUAUCAUCAUAUGCAUCAUUCUUCAGGCCGUCGGCGCCAUCUUAUCAACCGUCUUUGACAACUCUAUUCUGUACAAUUUUGGGAUUCGUCUUCUAGUCGCAGGCUUGGCCAUACACUUGGUCAGUCUGUUCGUCUUUGUGAUACUCGGCUUCCGAUUUGCGCUCGCUGUACGACAGAGGAAAGGGGGCUGGGACCGAGGCAUGCCUGCAGUACAUGACACAGCUCGAUUCAAGUCGUUUCUGUUUGGCAUCAGCCUCUCUACCUUUCUACUUGUGGCUCGCACAAUAUAUCGAACCAUUGCCGUCGCCAGGGACUCGUCGGCAAUCGAACGGAGCGAAGUCCUCUUUCUUGUGCUCGACGGCGCGCUCGUCUUUCUAGCCACGGCACUACUCCAGAUCUUGUUUCCCGGCAAGAUGCUGAGCACUUCGUGGUCCGACAGCACUCUCCACGAGCGUCGUAUGACGCAAAAGGGCGCGGCUGUCAUUAGCCGUCCUGCGCCCAUACAGCUGGAACGGUCCUCGUACGCUCCCUACCACACUCGGGUAAGUCUCCAGUCGGGCAAGACUACCUCGCCCAACAUGUACUCGCCGCAGACGUACCAGAUAUAUUCGCCCCACGGGCAGUCUCCAAAAACAAUCUCUCCCAAGACGUCGCCUCGGAGAUCAAUGAUUCCACCACCUUCGCAAAGAACCAUGGCCGAUCAGCGACGAAACAUGGUUGAUUCCGAGCAGUUAUGGUGA